GCAGCAGAGGCCGCUAGGCUUGGGAUGAAAGAAGCAGGGCAGAUGCAAAAUCUGGAGAGCGCGGGGGCCGGGCGGUCAGUCAGCACCCAGACUGGCAGCAUGACUGGUCAAAUACCAAGGCUUUCUAAAGUCAACCUUUUCACUCUGCUCAGUCUCUGGAUGGAGCUCUUCCCAACAGUAAAUACAGCCCAAAGACAAAAAUCUCAGGAAAAGGAAGAGGGAAAGCAUGGACCCUUAGGAGAUAAUGAGGAGGUGGCCAGAAUAUCUACUGAUAAAAAACAGGUGAAGAGAACUGGCCUUGUGGUGGUGAAAAACACGAAAAUUGUUGGUCUCCAUUGUUCUAGUGAAGAUUUACAUGCUGGGAAAAUUGCUCUUAUAAAACAUGGGUCAAGGCUGAAAAACUGUGAUCUUUAUUUUUCCAGAAAACCAUGUUCUGCUUGUUUGAAAAUGAUUGUAAAUGCUGGAGUUAACCGAAUUUCAUACUGGCCUGCUGAUCCAGAAAUAAGUUUGCUUACUGAGGCUUCUAGUUCUGAAGAUGCAAAGUUAGAUGCCAAAGCAGUGGAAAGAUUGAAGUCAAACAGUCGGGCCCACGUGUGUGUCUUACUUCAGCCUUUGGUGUGUUAUAUGGUGCAGUUUGUAGAGGAGACCUCUUACAAAUGUGACUUUAUUCAAAAAAUUGCAAAAACACUGCCGGAUGCUAACGUUGACUUUUAUUCUGAAUGUAAACAAGAAAGAAUAAAAGAAUUUGAAAUGUUAUUUUUGGUUCCAAAUGAAGACAUGCAUAAGCAAAUACUGAUGACUAUAGGUUUGGAGAACCUCUGUGAAAAUCCAUACUUUAGCAAUCUAAGGCAAAACAUGAAAGACCUUAUCCUCCUUUUGGCCACAGUAGCUUCCAGUGUGCCCAACUUUAAGCACUACGGAUUUUAUUGUGGUAAUACCGAACAGAUUAAUGAAAUUCACAAUCAAAGUUUGCCACAAGAAAUUGCAAGGCACUGCAUGGUUCAGGCCAGGUUAUUGGCAUAUCGAACUGAGGAUCAUAAAACUGGAGUUGGAGCAGUCAUUUGGGCAGAAGGAAAAUCUAGGAGUUGGGAUGGAACCGGUGCCAUGUACUUCAUAGGAUGCGGUUAUAAUGCUUUUCCUGUUGGGUCCGAGUAUGCUGAUUUCCCACACAUGGAUGAUAAACAGAAAGACAGAGAAAUAAGGAAAUUCAGAUACAUUGUACAUGCGGAACAGAAUGCCUUGACAUUUAGGUGUCAAGAAAUAAAACCAGAAGAAAGAAGUAUGAUCUUUGUCACAAAGUGCCCAUGUGAUGAGUGUGUACCUUUAAUUAAAGGUGCAGGCAUAAAACAAAUCUAUGCAGGAGAUGUAGAUGUUGGAAAAAAGAAAGCAGACAUCUCUUACAUGAGAUUUGGGGAACUUGAGGGUGUUAGCAAAUUUACAUGGCAGCUGAAUCCAUCAAGAACUUGUGUGGGUGAACAAAAUGAGCCUGAAAGCAGAGAGAACGGUGUGUUGAGACCCAUACCUCCCGGUGAAGAUCAGCACCAAAGCAAAAAGCUGUGUCUCGGGAACCGCUAAGAAGUCCUGUCUAGACUGGAGUGAAGCCUCAAGAACUUUUAUUGCACUUUUAAAACUCUAGCCUUGUUAACUCAGAAAAUAAGGACGGAUUUUAUGAAUAACUGGAAAAAAAAUUUAAGGAAGCUACUUUAUUAUCACCAUAUGAAUGAUGUUAAUGACAAUAUUUUCAUUUUAGAUUUGUCUGUUUUCCAGAAUAUAGCGGUGUGGUCUUUUAUUACAUUAAAUGAGGUAGCAAUAA
Molecule: messenger RNA, 1813 nt
Organism: Leopardus geoffroyi (Geoffroy's cat)
Lineage: Eukaryota; Metazoa; Chordata; Mammalia; Carnivora; Felidae
Gene: CDADC1
Product: cytidine and dCMP deaminase domain containing 1
Exons: 10
Coding region: 25-1575 (516 amino acids)
Biological process (GO): dUMP biosynthetic process; dTMP biosynthetic process
Cellular component (GO): cytoplasm
Molecular function (GO): dCMP deaminase activity; zinc ion binding
Source: RefSeq, a predicted model, not a curated record